GCCAUUGGCGGAGCACACGUUCUCCAAAUUGAGCCUAAUGAAGCGCUAGCUAAAAGGCAGAAAUAUGGCUCUUUUCUGCAGCCUGCUAAUGUCGCUAUUUUUUUAAUUCUUAGUUGUCCACGACAUGGCGUUUUCCCUGAGAAACGACUCCCACAGGCCUGAGAGCCCUGACACUGAGUCUCCGGCCUUGUCCACCUGCAGCAACGCAGAUAUCUUCCGCAGGAUGAACACUAUGUUGGGCAACGCGCUGGACUUGACCGGGGUGUGCACCACUCCUAACCCCGCCAAGGGCAAGCCCGACGUACUGUGUGAGUCGGAGCUGGCUGCGGUGGGCAGCAGAAGGAUGCUUUUCCCAAACUGUGGAGUCUCCCAGGACAUGGCGUCCCCCCGGGGCCAGCUGGGUGUCACUGACCUGGGCUUGGGCCUUCAGUCCCUGCGCCUGUCGGGCUGGGACAGACCAUGGAGCAGUCAGGACACUGAUGCACAGCCCUCGCCCUCUCAGGUCCAGACCAGCUCUCCCUCCAUGCUAGGUAUGCUGAACAGCCCCUUCAGUGGGAUCCUUGGGAAGCCCCCUGGAUACCUGUGCCCUGAGUCAAUGGGCAUGACUGCAGACUUCCUGGAGAAGUUUCCCUGCAUGGCUCGCAUGGCGUCGCACAGACUGGACUCCAGCUCUUUUCUGGACUCUCGCUCCAGCAGCCCAGAGGACUCUGAGACCAGCGGCUUCAGCUCUGGUUCAGACCACCUCUGUGACAUGUUGUCCACUCUGCGCAUCUCUCCUCCCCUGCCUUACCUCACGUCCAACAUUCAGAAGGACCUGCUGAGGCUGGGCUCCCGUCUGGAUCCACAGGACACUAGCUCCCCGCUGACCCCUCCCCCUGGGGCCAGUCCCGCCUCCUCAGCUUUGUCCCGUCGCUGGCGCUCGGGCUCUCCCUGGCCUGGAUCUGAUGUCCUGGACCAGUCGGAUGCUUUCAGCAUUGAGCGUGAGGCACGCCUACACAGGCAGGCAGCAGCUGUGAAUGAAGCCACUUUCACCUGGAGCGGCCAGCUGCCUCCAAGAAAUAACAAGGAUCCACUCUACUCCUGCAAAGUCUUUCUGGGUGGAGUGCCCUGGGACAUUACAGAAUCUGGUCUGAUUGCCACCUUCAGCAGUUAUGGCCCUCUGAGUGUGGAGUGGCCGGGUAAGGAUGGCAAGCACCCUCGCUGUCCUCCCAAAGGUAAUGUGGCCAAAGGCUAUGUCUACCUGAUCUUUGAGAAUGAGAAGUCAGUGAGGGCAUUGCUGCGUGCAUGCUCCCAGGACCCAUUCCACCCAGAGGAUAACAGAGAGUAUUAUUUUAAGAUGUCCAGUCGCAGAAUGAGAUGCAAAGAUGUGCAGGUGAUCCCCUGGGUGAUCUCGGACAGUAACUAUGUGCGCUGCCCUGCUCAGCGCUUGGACCCCAGUAAGACUGUUUUUGUGGGGGCCCUUCAUGGCAUGCUGAACGCAGAGGCUCUGGCCAGUAUCAUGAACGACCUGUUUGGAGGAGUCAUGUACGCGGGCAUUGACACGGACAAGCACAAGUACCCCAUAGGCUCUGGACGUGUCACGUUUAAUAAUCAGCAGAGUUACCUGAAGGCUGUGUGUGCUGCCUUUGUAGAAAUAAAAACGCCCAAGUUUACAAAAAAGGUGCAGAUCGACCCCUAUCUGGAGGACUCCAUGUGUCAAGUCUGCCUUCGUCAGCCUGGGCCGUUCUUCUGCAGGGACCAGGCCUGCUUCAAGUACUACUGCCGCUCCUGCUGGCACUGGCAACACUCCAUGGACAUCUUGAGCAACCACCGGCCCCUGAUGCGCAACCAGAAGAAUCGCGAGUCGAGCUAGAGCUGAGCAGGAGGACACCCAAGGGCCAAAUGAAGCGCUCCAAUCGGAGUGAUGCUGCUGCCCGCCGAGAGAGCACCAGAGCCAGGCCUCAGCCCGAGCCCGGCCCUGCACCAGGCACUGGGGAUUUCACUGUAGAAAUGUUCACUUUUGCACUUGAUCUUUUUUGCUGUUCACAGUGGCACUUUGCACAGUGACCUUGUUGGAGACAAGGGGCCCUUCACGUUUAUGCAUUUUCUUAACUUGUGGCCAGACAGAAAGGUGGGAGUCGGCCUAGAGUUGGGCAGAUGGGAAUGCCGUUUUUCUUUUACUUUUUAUGUUGCAUAGUGAAGAGCGAUCACGCCAGUCUCAUUGCCUUUCAACGGCAAACGCCAUACAGUGCCUUUAAAUUUUUAGUUUUCCUUCUCCCUCCCCAGUUGGUCUUUUUUUCCCUGCAAGCCAACUGGUGUUUCUGGAGUUGAACGUUGGCCUUCAUUUAACCAGUCGCAUUUCAGACAUUUUUACGCAGUUUUUUACUAAUUUGUACCCACGGUUUUAAGUCGAAACAUGAGAAUUUUGAACAGGAUUCUACCAGGCGGCUGUUGAUGGGGACACCCUCUUAUUUUUCAUUUUGAGUCGUAUGUUUUUUCUUUAACGAUUAAUAUUUUAAUUUGCCCUCAAUUUUCAACAGAAUGGGCACUGAGUGUUGGUAGUACUACUUUAACUUUGUCAGUCCAGUUUAUAUUAAAUGUAACAAUAGUACUAAAUACACUUUAACUGGUUAACCUAAUUUUAAAUCAACUGCUGGAUCUUGUUGAGACUCGAGUGAAUUCAUGUUUUGAUUGUACAUAGUUUGUUGCACUUUUUAAUUUGCACUUGGGAGGUGGCUGUGGUUUUUAAUCACUUUUGUACAUCAGCAGAGGAACCUAUCUAGACUACAGCUUGUUUCCUGCUGAGUGUAAGAACUUCCACUCUGCUGAUAAAUGAAUCGAUCUAUUCCAAACUUGUGUAGACCUCACUCAAUGAUUCUCCCAUGCUCCUCCCACCCAUAUGCCUUCCUGUUCUGGUAUGAAGCUGUGUGCCAAAGACAUGACAUGUCUUCUGUCUCCAUUCGGUUGUCACGCUGAGCUGGUGUCUAAGCCCAGCUGCUUUUAGAGUUUUGAAAGUCUACCUCAUUGUGGUCUGCCAAGUUUGCUGCUACUACUGUUGCGGAGUAUGUUCAGAUUGGGCACAAUAAAGGUGUUUAAGCAUUA
Boleophthalmus pectinirostris (great blue-spotted mudskipper) is the source of this 3081-nucleotide messenger RNA. It is a transcript of the gene cpeb1b, whose product is annotated as cytoplasmic polyadenylation element binding protein 1b. The transcript is spliced from 12 exons. Gene Ontology annotation, molecular function: ribosome binding; translation factor activity, RNA binding; mRNA regulatory element binding translation repressor activity. Gene Ontology annotation, cellular component: neuron projection; synapse; nucleus. The record is from RefSeq and is a predicted model, not a curated record. Lineage: Eukaryota; Metazoa; Chordata; Actinopteri; Gobiiformes; Gobiidae. The coding region runs from base 125 to 1852 and encodes 575 amino acids. Gene Ontology annotation, biological process: negative regulation of cytoplasmic translation.